CAGCUGCUGGCACAAAAGAAACAAAGGACUCUUCAAAGAACUUCCUCAUGGAGGCAUGAGCAAAGCUCUGCCAACCUGUCAGUCCAGCCAUGCAAGAGAGAGGGAGAGAGAGAAAAAGAAAGGAGGGAGUGAAGCAGAGAUUCCUUCAUGUCUCAGCCAGACAUUAAGAUUUCCAAUGAACAAAAAAACCAAAUAGUCCCUGGGAAAAGAAGUGUGUUCUCUAAACUGAUGCCACAAGGCAGAUAUGAGAACGAUGACUGACCAGAGUGGUUGCUAUAGGCCUGUAAACAUACAGGGAAAUAAGUUCAGUUACAAAGGCACUGGUCAAGAAAGCCCUGAAAUGGGGAUGAAAAGAUUGCAGAAGAGAUUUCUCCACAAAGAUGGCAGCUGCAAUGUGUACUUCAAGCACAUCUUUGGGGAAUGGGAGAGCUACGUAGUGGACAUAUUUACCACACUGGUGGACAUCAAGUGGCGCCACAUGUUUGUGAUAUUCUCCUUGUCCUAUGUUCUUUCAUGGUUGUUCUUUGGACUUGUCUUCUGGCUGAUAGCUAUCCAACAUGGAGAUUUAUUCGAUGAUGAAGAUAUAACCCCCUGUGUUGCCAAUGUCCACAGCUUCACAGGAGCAUUCCUGUUCUCCCUUGAAACCCAGACGACCAUCGGUUACGGUUACCGCUGUGUUACAGAAGAGUGCUCUGUGGCAAUCCUCAUGGUUAUCCUGCAGUCAGUCUUAAGCUGCAUAAUUGACACCUUCAUCAUUGGAGCAGCCUUGGCUAAAAUGGCCACAGCUCGAAAAAGAGCUCAAACCAUUCGGUUCAGCUACUAUGCUGUGGUGGGCUUGAGGGACGACAAAUUCUGCCUCAUGUGGCGCAUCGGGGAUUUCCGGCCCAACCACAUGGUGGAGGGCUCUGUGCGCGCCCAGCUGCUGCGCUACAGGGAAGACAAGGAGGGGAGAAUGACAAUGGAAUACAAGGACCUGAAGUUGCUAAAUGACCAGAUCAUACUUGUUACACCUGUGACAGUUGUACAUGAAAUUGAUAGUGAGAGCCCCUUGUAUGGCCUAGACCGGAAAGCUCUGGCCAAGGACAACUUUGAAAUCUUGGUCACUUUUGUCUACACAGGUGAUUCAACAGGAACUUCACAUCAGUCAAGAAGCUCGUAUGUCCCCAGGGAGAUUCUUUGGGGCCAUAGGUUUAAUGACAUCCUACACGUAAAGAAAAAAUACUAUAAGGUGGAUUGCUUGCAGUUUGAAGAAACCACAGAGGUUUAUGCUCCUCACUGCAGUGCCAUGCAGCUGGAUCGGAAGGAGCAGGAGUGGAACCGAGCCGAGAAGACCCGGGAUAAAGAAGCAGAGAAGUCAGCACUGGAGAUCAAGUCAUUCAGCACUAACCAAAAGUCAUUUAGUGCAGUGGCCCUUAUCACCAGUUGUGAAGAUCCAGAAGAGCCCAUGCCAGCUGUCAAUCAGCCUUCUGGAGAAGUUUCUUAUCGGAAAGCAGCUUUGACCUUAAGCAGGCUAUCAAUAGAGUCCCAAAUCUAGCUUUUUACUCCAAUUAAAAUCACUUCCAACACAUUAUCCCAGCAUAGCUUUGAAUCUAAACAAUGAACUUGUGCGCACAAGCAUUUAUACUCUAAACAUCCCUGCCAGCAUGCCCACACUGGAAUACGUUGCUGAGCUACUGGAAGGAGCUUCACAUGGGUUAGGGGUGGAUAUCAGUGACAGCAUUGGCACAAGAAAACCACUUACAUUGGGGUUGACUAGACAGCUACUGCACUUGAGCAACUUAAGGUAAACUUUAUUAGCCUGCACAGACCAAUGUUGGACAUGUCCAGAGAUAGUGAAUAGGGAACAAAAAGAAGGCAGUAUGCACCCUAGGUCAGGUUUUUCAAAGCUGCCUAAUUUAUUUGGAAGGCCAGUUUCCAGUCCCUCUGGGAGGCUCUAAAAUUUCCCCACAAUCAGGACAAACUUUGUUUGUUUGUUUGUGUGUUGUUGCAAUUGCCCCUCUCUAGCAUUUCAAAUGAAGCCCCCAUCCUGGGGUCACAUUGGUGAAUCUAUGGGGCUGUUUUUUGCAGGAGAACAGGAAAGAAUAACAGAACCUGGUAUUACUGGGUAGCUUUGGAAAUCUGCUUACACCCUGCCUAGUCCUCUGGGAUCCACAGUAGGAUCCUGAGGAGCUUUUCUCAUUUCCUAGUCGUGAGCCAUUUCCAGAAGUGCUGGUCCCUCAGCAGCUUGAGGUAUGGCAGCUGGCUUGGGGCUGCAUGAAGAUGUUGUUAGGUGGCUCUGACAGCUUGGAGGGCUGGCCAGACUGAUUCUUUUGCACGGAUCAGAAAUAAAAAUGAAACCUUGAGUUUGAAACAAAAAUCAGCAAAAUCAGGUUGAGCCUCAGAGAGAUCAUGUUUCUAGAGUGAGCUGUGCAAUAUUUGAAAUCUCUUCCAUUUCAGAAUGUCAGCCAUGCUUUUCUUUUUAGGAUAUUAUGCUUCUUUAAAAAGACAAAGAUCAGUCUGGAGAUCAAACCACAUUAUUUUGUCAAAAUUAAAUAUUUUUAUUAAUCUGAAAUGACUGGGUAGAAAUGAUCCUUCACAGAGAAAUUCAACAGAACCAGCUGUCAGCUCAAUUUGGAAAAAAGUAAAAUGUUCAAGUUUUCAAGUGGUCUGUGACAUGGAAUUUCCAUGCUCUGCACAUCUCUGCAAUUAUUCACUAAGCAAUAUCUCAUCAUGCUUUUUUUCCCCACUGAUGAUUACAGUUAAUUUGCAUUGUGUUUAAUUAUCAUGCUAAUAUGAAAGUAAUUCUCUCAGAAUUUGUUUUUGCCUAAAAUGGGAUUUAUCUCACCUGACCUCAGCCAUCAAGUAAUUGUUUGCCUACUGGUCGAGGCUUUCUGUGGUUACUGGAACUGUUCUGUCUUCACAGAUAAGUUCAUCCCAUCUCACUCUGGCUUUUUAGGGAGCUGACAGCAAUAGGAUGUGUUUAUCCUGGAAAUGUUCAUCCUCCUCCAUUUAUUGUGGAAGGAGCUGAGAUGACUGUUGUGGAAAUGCUGGCUAACUUUGGGCUGCUAAAAUUAGGUCUGACGAGUCAUUCACAUCAUCCUGACUAAUUAGAAGCUUUUAUGAGCUCAUCACAUUAAAUGAAGAAAAAUAAAAUGCUGAAUCUUUUUUUUCCCCUGAAAUUUACUCCACACAGUAGUAGUGCUGCAUGAUCUUAAAGUAUCUCGUAUUUCUCUUUUUUUAGCACUUGUCUUUGGAUAAACGUGAUCCCUUUAGGUAAAAUCAAGCGUAUUAAGAAGCCUGGGGGAGACUAUUAUUCCAAAGCUCAUUAAUUAGCCUCUUUUAUAUGCUGAAUCAUCAGCAGCACCCAUCUCUAACUGCAGUAGAAAACACAUUAUUGUAUCCUGGAUUUGAGCACUGGCAGGAGUUGGGGAAAGAGUCUGAAAAAAUGGAAAGGAAUGUAGGAAAAUGGAUAAGCAUCCAGAUUGUAUAAAAUAGAAUAUAACCUUCAAGACACAUGAAGUAAUCCUUCCACACUCCUCUGUCUUUGAAAGAUCUUGGCUGGGUGACUUGAUUCAAUGUUGGGAAAGACAUGGAACAAUCUGAAGAGAAUCCAGAGGUCUAGAAAACAUGCAAGUGAGGACAUAGGGAAAUUACUGAAGAUGUUUCAGUCUAAAAAGGGGUUAGAAAACAAAGAAAUAAUUCUCAAACAGAAAAAAUUGCAAUUCAAGAGAGAAGGAUAAUCUGUUGCCUAUAUCUGGUGGGUAGGACAGGAAAACAUGGGUUUCAACUGAAGCUAAAGAGACUGAAGUUAAUCAGGACAGACUUUUGUAAAGAAGGUGAAGCAUCCAUGGAUCUGCGGGGUGUGUAGUCUCAGUGGAGGUGGCUCUCAGGAGCCCUUUGGAGAGAGCAGCUCUCAGGAGUGAUGCAGAAUGGCCAGCCUUGAACUUCCAGCCCUUAUGGUUUUCAUCAAAAAGGGAAUGUCCAACUUGAAAUCUGCCUCAUGGGCCACUUUACAGGUACUUACACACAUGAAUAUUCACUUAACUGCAUGGGUAAAGCUACUCAGAUGAGAUACUACUGAUGUAAUCAAAAUCCCCAAAAUACCUUCAAAAGGUGCCAAUUUCAGGUGCUCUUUGUAAAAGUAAUUUCCCUUUCGGAGCUGUGAAUCCCAGCUGCCUUUCCCCCUCCCAGUUCUCUGCUGCAUGAGCCUCAUGCGGUGAAGAAAAUUCCUUCCUCUGAAUGACUUUCCUGUAAGUGAAUGUACCAGGAGGCUGAUUUAGCAUUUGGUCACAUGCUUCUUGGUAUAGAUAGAUAUAAAUAUGUGAGCAUGUAUAGCAAUGUAUGCUUUGGCAUAGAAGUCAACCACUAACUGAUGAGGGUCAGGAAGAAACUUCUCUCCUGGGCAUGUUAAUUCAUAACAGGCUACUAUACAGUUUCCCCUACUUUUAUCUACAGCAUCUGAUACCAGCCAGUGCUGGAGACAGGAUACUGGUUGAACCACUGGUCUCAACCAGUCUGGCUUUUUCUGGGGUUUUCUGUUUGAUAUUUUAAUGUCAUUUAUCACAGUAUAAAAACCAUGUAUAAUAAUGUAUAGCAAAGCAUGCGUUGCAUUUUUAUGAAUAAAGACACAGAAAUAAAGAACAUGCCUCUACCACA
Molecule: messenger RNA, 4635 nt
Organism: Apus apus (common swift)
Lineage: Eukaryota; Metazoa; Chordata; Aves; Apodiformes; Apodidae
Gene: KCNJ16
Product: potassium inwardly rectifying channel subfamily J member 16
Exons: 3
Coding region: 245-1534 (429 amino acids)
Biological process (GO): potassium ion import across plasma membrane; regulation of monoatomic ion transmembrane transport
Cellular component (GO): plasma membrane
Molecular function (GO): inward rectifier potassium channel activity
Source: RefSeq, a predicted model, not a curated record